AGGUGCCGGAGUUUGGAGGAGCUGUAUCAGAUCAAACAACACCCUUUAUUACGAAAUGAUGUUGUUGGUGUCUUUAAUGGUAUUGGGUGCGGCGUCCGCGGCGCGACUGGAACAUCUGACGCAGGGCUACCAGGGCGGCUCCGGAACACCUUUCCACUACGAAAAUGUCAACAACGGAGACGGCAGUUAUCGCUACAGUUACGACACACCCACCGGUAUAUCGGCGCAUGAGAGCGGAGCGCCCAGGGCCCCUGGCCCGGAGGGUCCAGCGGUGACCGCAGAAGGCGGGUUCUCUUUCCGUACAAUCGACGGUCAGCAGAUCUCGCUGACGUACACCGCCGAUGAGAACGGCUUCCACCCAGUCGGCUCCCACCUUCCGACGCCUCCGCCGAUCCCAGAAGCGAUCCUACGCUCCAUUGAAUUCAACCGACAAAACCCGUCUUCUGACGGCUCUGGUGGUCGUAACGCCUACAGAUACUAGGCGCCCUCUGCCGGUGACAACCUGAACGAGAUAUUUCACGUACCUCAUAGCACGGACUGUGAUAAAAAUAUUAAAGACCCUUCACGCACUUCCGUACUCAAUUAUAUUGUAUUGUAA
This is a messenger RNA of Papilio machaon (common yellow swallowtail), 598 nucleotides long. RefSeq names its product pupal cuticle protein 20 (gene CPR7). Gene Ontology annotation, cellular component: chitin-based extracellular matrix. Bases 56 to 481 code for a protein of 141 amino acids. The transcript is spliced from 4 exons. Lineage: Eukaryota; Metazoa; Arthropoda; Insecta; Lepidoptera; Papilionidae. The record is from RefSeq and is a predicted model, not a curated record. Gene Ontology annotation, molecular function: structural constituent of chitin-based larval cuticle.